AUGGCCAGCUCCUCAAAUCAAGCUGGUAGCCAGGCUGUCCCGAAACCAGCUCUUUUACAAGCGACCAGCUCCAUUCAGUACUUCCAGCAGACUUCCGAGUCUAACAACCGCCCGAGUCCCGCCACAGUGUCUUCCAGUGAAGUCGAGGAAGAUUCUCGAGGUCCCCAAGAUCAAGAUACUUCCAAGGGUGGAGAGAGGCAACAGCCUGAGGACGCCGCAUCUCUGAAAUAUGGAGUAAGCCUAUCGGGCCAAGCAGUGCAGCAACAGGGAACAAAAACUGCAGCAAAUCGUGGCCAUUCACUUCAUGACAGUGGGAUUGGUGGCAUGUUUCUCUGCAAUGACAAUUUCUAUUCGAGUAACGAUGAAGAUGGAAGCAAUGUGGGAGAACAUGAGGCAAUCGGCCCAAUGGGUAACGAGAUCGUCGAAGAUAAUCCUACCCCCGACUUCCAGGAAUGCCGACAAAUCGCAGAGGACGACCUAGGCGACUUGGACAAAUCGAAGAACACCUCAGAGGCCGUUAGAGGCAAAGAUCUGUCGACGGACGACCAGUUCCAAGCGUUUCAAGACUUUCUGCGUGACGGGUAUCAUGCCGUCAAGAAUGCGAUGGAGACAGAUGUCGAAUUGCAGGGCAGACAAGCUGCUGCUACAGAAGCAGCGGCCAAGGCUGGCACAGCGAUUACAAGCAUCAAAGAAGACAUGAUGAGUCGCCUCAAGGCCAUUGAGGCAUCGGCGUCCUCCAACGAUCAGCUUUCCUCUGCGGCCUAG
This is a messenger RNA of Colletotrichum abscissum, 765 nucleotides long. RefSeq lists its product as uncharacterized. Bases 1 to 765 code for a protein of 254 amino acids. Lineage: Eukaryota; Fungi; Ascomycota; Sordariomycetes; Glomerellales; Glomerellaceae. The record is from RefSeq and is a predicted model, not a curated record. The transcript has a single exon.